Molecule: messenger RNA, 2690 nt
Organism: Loa loa (African eye worm)
Lineage: Eukaryota; Metazoa; Nematoda; Chromadorea; Rhabditida; Onchocercidae
Product: oxysterol-binding protein
Exons: 14
Coding region: 79-2256 (725 amino acids)
Cellular component (GO): membrane; intracellular membrane-bounded organelle; cytosol
Molecular function (GO): cholesterol binding
Source: RefSeq, a predicted model, not a curated record
UUUUAGGCACUAAAGUGACGACAGAUCAGCACAUAAUGAAUAAUGGAUAAAAAUGGCUGAAGAAGCACUGUAUCUAAUAUGGUCAUGACGAAUUUGAGCCCAGCCGAACCAUCAUUACAUUUGGAACAAAGGUCAUCCAACGCAGUCAAUAAUGAUGAGAAUGCUGAUGAUCGAAAAAUUAGCUUGAAGAAGCAAAAACGAGAAUACCGUGAUGAGAAAAAACGAGUUACACGAGAAUUGCUUACAGCUUUGCAUGAUCCGACAACUGUCGUUAUGGCUGACUGGCUAAAAGUUCGUGGAACUUUAAGAAAAUGGAAUCGGUAUUUUUGCAUACUGAAGCCGGGUUUACUGCUUAUUUAUAAAAGCAAUAAAAUUGAUAAGCCGGGUCACUGGAUUGGUACAGUUCUGUUGAACAACUGUGAACUAAUCGAAAGACCGUCGAAAAAGGAUGGAUUUUGCUUUAAACUGUUCCAUCCAAUGGAUCAGAGUAUAUGGGCAACGCGUGGACCGUUGGGAGAAAAUCAUGGUAUCGUUACAAUUCAGCCUUUACCUACUACUUAUCUGAUUUGUCGAGCAUCAUCUGAGCAGCUUUCUGACUGUGAUCAGAAAGGAGAAGAAACAACCAUCGAUGAACAGAAUACCUUUGGUGAUAUUUCUUGUAACGAUACCGUUGAAAGUUCUCGAGAAUUCAACGAAGUUGAGGCGGAAAAGCACUUUGAUGGUCUGAAUGAUGAUAUUGAUCGGGUAGCAUCAGAUAGUGAUGAUAGAACUACUGACUAUGAAGAAGAAAGCUCAUACAUUCAAUCAGAUCCAGAGCAGUUUGGUCCAACAGUACAAAUUGAAGAUCUUGCUGAUGAAAACAAAAGUCUUGUAUGGAGUUUACUGAAACAAGUACGACCUGGAAUGGAUCUUUCAAAAGUUACUUUGCCCACAUUCAUUUUGGAGCCGCGUUCCUUCCUCGAAAAGCUUGCAGAUUUCUAUUACCACUCAUAUGUCAUUGCCGAAGCUACUGCUCAGGAUGAUCCCUUACAAAGAAUGAAGACGAUUGUAAAAUUUUAUUUGAGCGGAUUUUACAAGAAACCAAAAGGUUUGAAGAAACCAUACAAUCCGAUAUUAGGGGAAACAUUUCGAUGUAAGUGGGAACACCCCGACAAUUCGACAUCGUACUAUAUUGCUGAACAGGUCUCCCAUCAUCCACCAGUUUCGGCCCUUUUUCUUACAAAUCGAAAAGCAGGUUUCAAUAUAUCGGGUACAAUAUUGGCAAAAAGUAAAUAUUACGGGAACAGUUUAUCGGCUAUGAUGAUUGGUGACGUACGAAUAACGCUUUUGCAACGAGGUGAAACAUAUACUGCUACCCUUCCAUAUGCUAACUGUAAGGGUAUCAUGAUUGGAACACUAUCAAUGGAAUACGGUGGUCAGGUAAGAAUAGAGUGCAAUCGUACCGAUUAUGUAUGCGAACUUGAUUUCAAAUUAAAGCCAUUCAUUGGAGGAACAGUAAAUCUUAUUACGGGAGAUAUCAAAUGUAAAAAGGAAUCGGUGGCGCAUAUUGAAGGAGCUUGGGAUGGCGAAAUUUAUAUAAAUGAAAGAGAUAUGAAAACACUUUUAUGGUCACCAACACCUGAUGUAAUUGCAAAACGACUUAAACGUUACGAAGUUCUUUUGGAAGAGCAGGGUGAAUGGGAAUCAAAGAAGUUAUGGUUGAAAGUAAGUGAAGCGAUAGCUCAAGAUAAUCAGAAAGCUGCAACAGAAGAAAAAAGUAAAUUAGAGGAUGAACAACGCACUCGCGCCAAAUCUGGAAUACACUACAAACCUAAAUGGUUCAAGCAGGAUUUGCUGUCGAAAAAUUACGAAUACAUACAUGCUGAUUAUCAAGCAUGGGAUGAAAAUGAUGAUAUUCGUCAAAUUGAGCAUGGUUAUGUGAUACGAACAAAAACUAAACAUGGAACCAAAGAACGAUCUGCUUCACCGCCGAGUUCAAUUUCAGUGCAGCAAGAACAGUCUGAGGAUUCUGACCCACUUGGAAGUAAGCAAUAUCGCAAGAAAAGGCCACAACUUACACAAGAUUCUGAUCGCAUACAACAAGUACAGGACACUCUGGAUCGUACUGUGCAAUUCUUACAGCGUUUCGAAACAAACUUUGAGAGGAGAUCUAGUAUGGCCAUAACACAACAGCAACUAAUCGUGAUUAUGGCUUUUUUUGUAAUUUUUCAUGCUGUCAUCUUGCCUCUUCUUCUCGAGAUAUUACGUAAGCUAUGACUUCUUCACUGACCUGAUGUUCUCCGAAAUCUACAUGCUUUGUGAUUAUAUGUGCACUUUUGAAGAUUUUCAACCGUAACAUUGUUAGUGUUCAAUUUAUGAAAUUCAUAGAAGUCUUUUUAGUGUCUUACAGGUGAUGUCAGUUAUUUUUAACAAUUUUACGGUUAAAAAAUAGGUUUCAAUUAAUCAUAUCAAUUUGUGCAUCAAUAUAACUAUUGAAGCUGCAUUAUUAUGUAUACGGGAUAUCUUUGUCGAAGUUCCGAGUCAUUUGUUUAUUUAUAGUCAUUAUCAUAUUUUGGCAUUCUAAAAUUUUCUGUUUGUGAAAAUUUUCGUUGCUUCACGUUUUUAGGAUUUUAACACUGUGCACAUUAAAAACAGUUCUAUUUUUGCCAUAUUUCAUCUGAACGAGUCUUUUCGAUCUUUGAACGUCAACU